CUGUUUUGUAUUGCUGAAUGCGUAGAGUUUAAAAUAAUCCAUGAUAUGAAAGAUAAAAAUGGUUAAAAUUCGCCGAAACGGCCUCAGCAAGCCACACGGCGCGCUGGGCUGGACCAAUGAAGCAGCGCCCCACGCGUGACCGACCAGGAACGGCUGCCCCGCCGAGUCAAAAGGCCGCCGAGCUAGGUGAGCGAGUUCCGGGACGGGCGGACGGACGGUGGCCCACCCACCAACCUCUGACCCCGACCCGGCGCGUCUCGCCCUGAAGCUUAAAUACUAGUCUUGGCUAGCUACUAUAUUAUACUAGCCGUCUAGCCCUCGAGCCGUCCAGGGCGCGGCGACGACACCCACAGGCCACAGCCACAGGCCACACGACACCACCGCUCGGUCUCGGCGUCCGCCUCCACGCACGCUUCCUCCCGCAGGCCAUCCACCCGAUCCGAUCCGAUCCGAGCGUCCACCAUGUGGGUGACGUCGAUGCCGCAGGUUUGGGACGAGGAGGGCGCGGCCAAGGGCGGCGCGGUGACCCCGGCGCCGGCCGCGGCCAUGCUGGGCUCGCUGGCGGGGUGGCUGUCCCGGACCGUGCAGCCGCAGCCGCCGGCGCCCCGGGUGUGCGGCACCGCGGGGGGCCCGCCCGUGACGGCGCCCAGGCUCAGGCUCCGCGACGGCCGCCACCUCGCCUACUGCGAGAGCGGCGUGCCCCGGGACCAGGCCAGGUUCGCCGUCGUCUUCUCCCACGGAUUCACCGGCUCCCGCGAGGACAGCGUCCGCGCCUCCCAGAAACCGCGAAUCAAGGUCGGUUUCGAUGAGCCCGGAUCAUAGGUGCAAGGCAUCGAACCCGUGACUAUUCUCUCCUUGGCGUCGUCGUCGUCCUUGUUGGCGAUGGCAAUGUCAGGGCCGCUGGACAGCGACCUCCGUAUACUGUUUGUCCACAUGCAAUGCAAAGCUGGAGUUUGGCGAGCUACAGCUAGUCAGCUACACAGGGUCGCUGCCAUUGGCCAGGCGUCUAUCGGUUGGCUGCCACUUCCACUCCCAGGCAGCGGACGGAGCAUUGCGUCGCGACGCGGUCAUCGCGGCGAGCGACGCGGACUGGGCGGUGGGGGGGCCGUCACGUAUCUCGCCCGGGAACGCCUCCCGCAUUUUUUUACCCCUAGCUCAUUAGGAUAGGACUAGUAGUAGGACCCUUGGAGGAGCAGUCGCGUCACGGACAUGCGGACACAGCGGGAUCCAGCACCAAGAGCCUAGGAAGGCCAGGGGCAGGGGUCCUCGCCCUCGCCGCAAUGGAGCUGCUGGCCAAGGCGCCCGUGCUGGGCUGCGCCGGGAAGAUGCAGAGGCAGCGGCAACGGGGGUCCGCGCUGGGCAGGUGGAUUUGCCGUGCCGUGGCGCCGCCGAGGGCCGCGCCAGCCACGCCGCCGAGGGUGCGGCUCAGGGACGGCCGCCACCUGGCGUACGCCGAGUCCGGGGCCAGCAAGGAGGACGCGAGGUUCAAGGUCGUCUUCUCCCACGGCUUCACCGGCUCCCGCCUCGACACCGUCCGCCCGGCGCCGGAAGUUGCGGAGGAGCUGGGCGUGUACAUGGUGGGUUUCGACCGCGCCGGGUACGGGCAGAGCGACCCCAACCCCAACCGGUCCGUCAAGAGCGCGGCGCUGGACGUGGAGGAGCUCGCGGACGCGCUGGGGCUCGGCCCCAAGUUCUACGUCAUCGGCAUCUCCCUCGGCUGCCAUGCCGUCUGGGGCGCCCUCAAAUACAUCCCCGACAGGAUCGCCGGCGCGGCGAUGAUGGCGCCGGUGGUGAACUACUGGUGGCCAGGGUUCUCGCCGGAGCUGGCGGCGGAGGUGUACGCGAAGCAGGAGGUGGGCGACCAGUGGGCGCUGCGCGUGUCGCACCACGCGCCGGGCAUCCUCCACUGGUGGAUGGAGCAGAGCUGGCUGCCCACCUCCACGGUGGUGGCCGGCACCACGCCGCUGCCCAACGAGCGCGACGCCGAGAUCCGGAGCAAGAUGAAGGCGGACGGCACGUUCCAGCAGAAGCGGGAGCAGGCGACGCAGCAGGGGAUCCACGAGUCCUACUACCGCGACAUGACCGUCAUGUUCGGCAAGUGGGAGUUCGACCCCAUGGCGCUGCCGGAGCCGCCGUGCCCCGUGCACCUCUGGCAGGGCGACGAGGACGGCCUCGUCCCUGUCGUGCUGCAGAGGUACCUCGCCGGCAAGAUCGGAUGGAUCAACUACCAUGAACUCCCUGGCACCGGCCACUUCCUGUCGUCGGUGCCUGGGCUCGGAGACAACGUCCUUAGGACCCUUUUCAGUGACAAGCAGUAAACAAACAAUCCUCCCUCACGACGUAUCGAAGCUUUCGAGCAUGGUGGUGGUGGUGGCGCAUUAGUUCAUUUUAUUAUUGUAAAGGCCCGUGGUUGUCGCUGAUUAGAGAUGAUAAAAUAAUGGUGAUGUAGAUGCAAGACCUUAAAGUGAAAUACUAUAUCAGAGAUGUAAUAUACAUACAUAGUGAUGACCUUUCUGUUUUCAUUAUAAAACAAAUUGUCUAGUCAA
Zea mays is the source of this 2546-nucleotide messenger RNA. RefSeq lists its product as uncharacterized. The transcript has 4 exons. The record is from RefSeq and is a predicted model, not a curated record. NCBI's taxonomy places the organism in Eukaryota, Viridiplantae, Streptophyta, Magnoliopsida, Poales, Poaceae. Bases 1281 to 2318 code for a protein of 345 amino acids.